GCUUAAUUCUGAUAACAUGGUAUCAGAGCCUCCAUUUCAGUUUAGUUCCUUUUCUUUUAGAUUUUAGCUUGGUUUUUCAUACUGGGUUCUUCCUCAAAGAAACCUGAGUUCAGUUCAGAUUCUUCAGAACCUCUAGGCACCAUUCUGUCUCCCAGAAACUCACCCCAGGACAGAUUUAUUUUUUAGCCCUCUCUAUUCAGAAUCUCUGCCAGGUCCGACCAUCUACCCAGCGAAUUUCCGACUCCGACAAUUACUCAUUCAGUCUGUGGACAUACGCACACUAUUUCAUGUGGCUGAUUAUUCGUUGGGGUCUGGCAUCUGACUUAUGUCUAGAGUAGCAGUCAAAGCCCAAGCAGAUUGUAUCUUUUGUUCUCAAGCCCAAAACGAGCUGCUGAGGAGGUUGAUAGAGCUGCUAAUACUGCCUGGCUUCGUGACGAUUCUAGAUUAUUUAUCCAGAUUCAAAACUCAAUGGAGAAUGAGGUAAUGGGGUACGUUAGUCAUUGCGAUACUGUGAAAGAACUGUUUGAUUAUUUGGAAUUUAUGUAUUCUGGAAAAGGUAAUCUUAACCACAUCUAUGAGGUGUGCAAAGCCUUUUACAGAGCAGAAAUGAAAGAUAAGCCUCUCACGGCUUAUUUUAUGGAUUUCAAGAAAACCUAUGAAGAGCUGAAUACAUUAAUGCCAUUUAGUCCUGAUAUCAAAGUGCAGCAGAAACAAAGAGAACAAAUGGCAGUGAUGAGUUUUUUGGCUGGUCUAACAUCUGAAUUUGAAACAGCCAAAUCACAUAUCUUAUCUAGUGAUGAGGUCUCUUCUCUUCAAGAGUCUUUCACUAGAGUGCUUCGCACCGAUACUUCAUCCACACCAUUAGCACCUCAGUCAAGCAAUGCAUUUGUAGGGCAAGUUCCGACAUUCACCAGAGGAGGUGAGAAAUAUCCACGUACUGGUCCAUCUGGCAAAGGCAUAGUAUGCAACUAUUGUAAAAAGCCUGGACACUUGAUCAAAGAUUGUAGAAAAUUAAAAUUCAAAAAUCAAGGAAAUCAGGUUGCUCACAUUGCUUCCGUUACACAGUCUUCUGAUGGAUCAAUAAGUAUGUCUUCUGAGGAAUACGCCAAAUUUCUUUGCUACCAAGAGACUCUAAAGCAUUCAUCUACUCCUAUCUCAGCUGUCGCUAAUUCAGGUAAUCCAAACACAUGUCUUGUGUCUUCAUCCUCAAAAUGGGUUAUCGAUUCAGGGGCAACAGAUCAUAUGACAGGAUCUGGUGACGAAUCGGGUUAUUGGUAAAGGAUAUGAGUCGGCUGGUCUCUAUCUCUUGGAUACAUCCUUACCCAAAUCCAUCUCUUGUCUUGGAGUUGGAACUGUGUUAGAGGCUCAUUAUCGACUAGGCCAUCCCUCUCUCCCGUUGUUAAAGAAACUUCAUCCUCAAUUUAAUAAGGUGUCAUCUUUACAGUGUGAUUCAUGUCAAUUUGCAAAACAUCAUCGAACUAGUUUAAGUCCCCGAGUCAAUAAACGAGCACAUGCUCCUUUUGAACUUGUUCAUUCUGAUGUUUGGGGCGCUUGCCCUGUUGUGUCCAAAACUGGUGUUAAGUAUUUUGUUACCUUUGUUGAUGAUUAUUCUCGUAUGACUUGGAUAUAUUUCAUGAAACGUCGUUCUGAGUUAUUUUCUCAUUUCUGUGCCUUUUGUGCUGAAAUUAAAACUCAAUUUAAUGUACCUGUUCGUAUUUUAAGGGGAGACAAUGCUCAAGAAUAUUUGUCUUCCUCAUUUAAGUCGUAUAUGGCUCAACAUGGCAUCAUUCAUCAAACUUCAUGUGUAGACACACCUCCACAAAAUGGAGUUGCUGAACGAAAGAACAGACAUCUAUUAGAAACUGCGCGGGCUCUUCUAUUCCAAAUGAAUGUGCCUAAACAGUUUUGGGCAGAUGCUGUGUCUACCGCAUGUUUUUUGAUCAAUAGAAUGCCAUCUACUGUUUUGGAUGGUAAAACUCCAUAUCAGUGCCUAUUUCCAAAUAAUGAAAAUUUUCCUAUCCCUCCUAAAAUAUUUGGUUGCACUUGUUUUGUACGAGAUGUUAAUCCCCAUUUAACAAAGUUAGAUCCCAAGUCAUUAAAGUGCAUUUUCUUAGGCUACUCUCGAGUUCAAAAGGGUUACAGAUGUUUUUGUCCAAGUACGGGUCGAUAUCUUGUUUCAAUUGAUGUCUCCUUUUAUGAAAAUACACUGUUUUCAUCAACAGAGACAAAUAUUUGUAGGGAGAAUGAUGAUAUACUCAUUUACACAGUCACUAUACCCGAGUCACUAUACCCGAG
Molecule: messenger RNA, 2295 nt
Organism: Cuscuta epithymum
Lineage: Eukaryota; Viridiplantae; Streptophyta; Magnoliopsida; Solanales; Convolvulaceae
Source: the annotation of a GenBank genome assembly